Schistosoma margrebowiei is the source of this 7618-nucleotide messenger RNA. The record is from the annotation of a GenBank genome assembly. Lineage: Eukaryota; Metazoa; Platyhelminthes; Trematoda; Strigeidida; Schistosomatidae.
ACACAUAAAUACAAUGCAUGAUAUGGCCAAACAGUUUAGUUAUCUAGUUGUUUAUUAAUAGCUACCGACAACUGCGAACUAUCAUUAUUACAAAUAUACUGGUCUAGAGAAGUUCAAUAAUUAUUACUUUCAUAUUACAUAAUUCAAAGGAAUAUCAUAACAGUUAAGGUAGUGAAAUUUGUUAUUCACUUAACAAGUGUCUGAUAUUAACUCAAACAGGUGCAAAAUAUAUGUUUUGCUUUUGCAACCUGUUCGACGGAAUAGAAAGUACACUAUGAUUACACCCUACCUAUAACCUUCAUGGCCCUAAAUACUAUUCACUAACCCUGGGAAUUUAUAACACUACUAAUAUCAACGAAUCUUUUGACAAACAUAUAAACAGAAAAAUCUCAAAAUAUAUUCUUCGCGUUCAUUUAAUAAUUGAUCAUGUGUAUUCUAUGAUAUUCAAUUUGGGGACAAAAAGUAAAAACAGACGGUUCAAUCAAUAAAACACGAUUUUUUAAAUAAAAAACGUUUGAAUUUUAUCACAAGAAUCUACAUUCUCAUAUUAUGGAUAAUCGUGGCAGAAAGAAAAAUAAAUCAAUCUCUUGUUUAGAUGAACAAACCGACACUAUCACUUCUGUUAAUCUCAAUAAACAAAAUAAUAUUAACACAAAUAGCAAUAAUACUGAUAACAUUACCAGUAAUAAUAGUAACAAUAAACACUUUACGACAUCAUCACCUUCAACUUCAUCAUCACCAAAAAUGAAAACAUUAAGAACAACGAUAACAACAAUUAAAACACCAGCAAUGAAUAGUCCUGCUCGGAAGAUUAUGAAUACAUCAUCUUACUCACCAUCAUCACUAUCCUCUGAUAAAUCAACAAUGGUAACAGUUAAAACAAGUCAAAAUAUUGAUAGUGAAAAUCAAAAUGGUCAACAACAAUCAUCGUCAUCAUCAUUAGCACAGAAUGCAAACAACACAACUAAAGUGGAUACUAAUAACAUUCAUAGUUUUUCAUCAACCGAUUCUGGUCGUAGUAGUAUAAGCAGUAGUCAGACAAGUAAUGGUGAGGAAGUCUCCGAGAACAGAUUUGAUAAAACUAAAGUUAAUUCAUUGACAGUAACAAAAACUGAUGUCGGGUCAGAUAGUCAUAAAUUAGAUGGUAGUAGUAAGAGUAGUAGUAAUAAUAAUAGUAACAAUGAUAACUCUAUUGAUGGUUUACCGUCUGUUUCAAGCGAACUGGAUAUCUAUUCUGAUGUGACACUUAUUCCAAGAUCAACUGUAACAGUUGAUUUCACUAUAAAACCAGGGAAAAAAUCUACGAAACGUGUUAAUGGACGUAAACCAGUCAAAGGGAUUAAAACAACUACACGACACAAUGCUGGUAGAACAAAACAAAAUGAACUGAAGCUACAUGAUGAAUUACUUUCUGAAUGUGAGUUAGGAACUUCAUCGUCAAGUUCAUAUACAAUAUCAGCAUCCAAAGUCAACCGUCAACACAAACUCGAGAAAAUAUAUCCACAAACUUUUAAAUCAAAAUCCGUAAACAAUCAGUUAUCAUUUCAAGACUGUACAAUUAAUGCCGAUAAUAUUAAAAAUAAUAUUGAGUCUGGCCAAGAAAGUCAACAAUCCACCACUCCAGACUUAUCAUCUAUUCCAUCCCUUAAUUCACCUUCACCAUCAUCAACAUCACCGUGUUCAAUGAGCCGAACUAAUCACACCACAGACAAAACAGUUAAAGAAAACUCCAGCUUACCAGCUGAAAUUCAAAUAAGAACUCCAUAUAAUGUUACCCAAAGAAGAAAAGAACUAUUCACUCAAAUAUCCAAUAAUAUUUCUGAUCAUGAAGGAGAUUGUUGUGAAUUACGUAGUAAUACUUCAGAUAUAGAAACUACCACUUUCAAUAAACUUUCGAUCAGUAUCAGCACAUCAAAUGACAUGAAUGAAUUGAAUCGAGAAACGAAAAGUGAAAUUUCUUCACCACUUGGCUUUGUUAAAACAACAGAAAUAACAAGAUCUAAUUCGAUUCCAGAUAUUUUUGAUAGUUCCACACCAACCAUAUCAAAAUCUAUUACAACCUCAAGUGUAUUAGUUAGUACGAAUUCAUCAUUAAGAGCUGGCGCAUCAAAUACAACUAACUUCUAUACUAGAUCAAAAUCUAAUUAUGCAUCAAAGGAUACAGAUCAUUUUAUUAAUCAUAGCUUUGCUACGAAUAGACGAAAAUCUCGUUACAACUCAAACAACAAUAAUAACAUACACUAUUCUAACCUUAAUUUAAAAUCGCUUCUAAGUAAUAAAUACAUGAAAAGUUUUUUAAUGCAACCUUUUUUAAUUCCGGAUUACAUGAAUACUUCUGCAUAUACAACAGUCAACGGUUAUGACCUGGCUAAUCUGAGAAAAUCAUUUUUCAACAAUGAAGGAAGUAAACAAAAUUUUCAAACAGCUGCAGCGGCCGCUGCUGCUGCAGCUCUUCUACCAGAACCAGGUUUAUUCAUUAAUUCACCAUGUUAUUAUUGGUUACCGUCAUUAGGAUUUAAUAACUAUACUAAAAAUACUACUACAACAUAUGCUACAGAUUGUGUAAAGCUGUAUAACGAUAAAAUUACUAACAGUAAUGGAAAUAAUAGUAUGAAUUAUGUAAAUGGAGGUAAUCGAUAUAUGCUACAACAAUUUGCUAAUCAAGCGAAUCAUGUAACAGAUGAACCAAAGUCUUAUGAAACACACAAAGUAUCGGUUUCAAGGACACCCGAAAACUCUCGAGUGGCUUUAAAAUCUUUAACAAAAGAAGAGAAUUACAGUCAGAAAAACAAGCCAGAUGAUGAAAUUAAUCAUUCGAAACAUGAUUCUAAACUAUCCAAUAGUCAAAUUCAUACUAACAAUGUAAACAAAAUCAUAUCCAAUCCUAUAUCUCGUUCAAUGACAAAAUUGAAUUCUUUAGCACCAGAGGAUGCGAUACAUAGUGAUAAUUUUGAAAAUCGUCCAAGUUCAGCUAAAGAUUUAACUACUAACGAUGUACAGUCUAAAUUCGUAAAUGUUUCUACUAUGUCCAUUUUCAAAGGAAGUAAUAGUUUUAAUAGUAAUAGUAAAACUAACAGAAUUCAGUCAACUACAGGCUAUUUGAAUUCAGAUAGUAAUUCGGAUAAAUUAAGUACGAUUAAGUAUACACCAACAGAAUCUAAUUCAGAAGUGAUGCUUAUGAAUAUAACCAAUUCAUCGGGACAGCCAAUUUCAAUAAUAACUAAUCCAAUACAAAUUGAUACAUCGCAAGUGUCUAACGAAGAUAUUAUGAAUACUGGUCAAAGUGGAACAGUUUCAUCAGCAUUAAAAAUAGAAGCAGUGUCGACAGCAACAACAGCAACAACGACAACUACCACGGGACUAACAACUAACUACAUUCCAAACCCAGACUCAUAUUUAACAGCUCCUACUACAUUCUUUUAUUUCUAUAACAAUGAAGGGCAGUUAUUUGCACUUCCAAGUAAUGCACUAAUUUUUCCUACUACUGUUGGUCGCCUUGGCACAACAACUGUAUCAAAUGAGACAGCAUAUAGUAGUCCAUCAACAUUUAUUACUCCACAAGUAAAUGGAAAUAACAGUAGUACCAAUUGUUGUAAUAAUUCUUCUACCAUUCGUACUACAGGUUGUGUUUCCAGUUAUGAAGUUCCAGAGCAAUUGUAUUCAGGUCCAAAUUAUAGUACUAUUCUUAAAAAUACUGAUAAUAAUCAAUGUCGUGAUCUUAUAUCGAGUUAUUCAGUGCCUAUACAACCUCCAUUUCUUAAUGGAUUUCAUCAAUGGGUACCUGGUCAAAUUACCUUAGAUAAUCAAACAGGAAUUCAACAACUUCAAAACUCUUCCACUAAUUCUUUAGUGAUGCCAUCGAAUCAAGGUGUAAUUUUACAUCCAUCAUGUCCAUUUCCUUUACCUUCAGUUGGAUUAAUUCAACCAUUAAUAUCAAAUAUUUAUUCUAAUCAAAAUUUCAAUUCUACAUCUAGUUCAGAUGAUAAUAAUAAUCGUAAUAAUUCAUCUAAACAAAAGAAUAAUCAAUCUAAUAUUUGUUCACUUAUGAAUCGGUCUACAGAUCAAUUUAAAUUACGUCGUUUUACUAAUGAUCUACCAAGUUUACUAGGUAAUGCUAAAUCAACUCGUUCAGGUAUGACUUCUGGAAAAUUAAUUAAUUCCAAUAAUAAUCAUUCAAAAUAUUCUGGUAAAGGUUUAAUGUCCACAUUUUUAGAUGAUUAUAACAAUACAUUAAAUAAUCAGACAGUUGCUAAUCGUCAGAAAAAGCAUGCAUCGAAAACAAAUCUUUAUAUUCGUGGAUUACCAACUUCAUUUACAGAAGAAGAAUUGCAUACUUUAGCACCAGAUCGAAAAUUGAUACGAUCAGUGAAGUUAAUUGCUGGAGCUGAAGGCGAAAUGUACGGAUUCAUUGACUUUGUGAAUAAUGAAGCAGCUAAAUCUGCUUUGUUGCAUAUUAAAUCAGGAAAUCGUGAAUUAUAUGUAAAUUUUGCUUAUGAAUCUGAAAAAGAUCCACAAAAUGUUUACAUUACCAAUAUUCCUGAAUCCUGGACAGCAUCUAAUGUUGAAGAUUUGAAACAAAUCUUUCAACCUUAUGGACCUAUAGCAACUGCUAUUGUAAUGACAAAGAGAUCAAAUAAUUUCUGUACAGGUGCUGGAUUUGUACGUUUUGUUCGGUCUGAAGAUGCUCAAAGAGCAAUCGAUGGAAUUCGUAAUGCACAAAUCACAUUAGAAAAUGGUAAAGGGCCAUUAGAAGUUAAACUGGCUGAUAGACAAAAACCAUCAGACGAUCAACCAAACACAACAAAAGUACGAUCGUCAAAACGUAAUAGUGAACCACCAGAAUCAUUGACAUCAACGUCAUUAAUGAAUGGAAAUGAAGAGACUGCACGACAUUCACGUACAAGAAAACAAUCUGAUUGUUUAUUACCUAAUGAUAAUCAACUAUCUAAUCAUAAUGUCAUUAACUCAAAUCAGUUACGAUCAAACCCUGGUGUUUUGGGACCAGCUACAGAUCUAACCUCAUGGGAUGUAACAAAUCGUUUAAAUAAUUCUGAUUCAUUAAUGUUAGCAUUACGUGCGGCUUGGGCAUCGAAUUCUUUACAGAAUUCUAACUUUUUAUUACGUAAUUCUAUUGGACAAAAUAAUUUAACAUCUACUAAUGAAAAUAAUCGAGGUUUAUUACCAAUUCCUAAUCAAACUAUACAAUUGACUAAUUUUAUGUCACAACAAAAAUUACCUAAUGGAAUUUUACAUAAUCAAAAUCCUGUUCAACAUAAUUUAGUAACUGGACCAACUGCUGUAGCUGCAGCAGCAGCAGCACAAGCUGUUACUGCUUUAUUGCCUUUCUCUAGACCAAUUGACAAUUAUUCAUUAUCACAAGCACUUAUGCAUACACCUGUUGCACCUUCAAUGAUUGGUCCAAUGAUCCAGCCUGCUUCCAACUGGACUACAAGUCCAUUAAUAUCAAACAUUUACCAAUCAAUAUAAAUAUUUGUUAAAAUAUAUGGAAAAACCAAUGUGAAAUCAAAAGAAGCAUAACAAGUUAUCGUUGCUAAUGUCGUUUUCAUAUGAAACAAAACUUCUUUUUUUAACAGUUCAUAGAGUUACAAUAAACAAAUAUUUCUUUCUUCAGAAAAAAAACAGAAUAACUAAGUUCAAAAAAACACAUUUCAACACAUUGCGUCACAGAUACAAUGAAUAUAAUUUGAUCAUAUUGGUCAAAGAAUAAAUGUGGUCGGUUGUGUAUGUUUAUGUUUGUUUAUGCGUGAUCAUGAUUACCGUAUGCUAGUAUGUUUCAUGGUAUAUAUAUAUGCUUGAUUUAGUUAAUAGAUUAAAGGAAGAAUAAAAAACUGAAACAUUUUACGACGAAAUAAUAUCCCACUUGUUGGGUCCAUUUUUUUGAUUUUAUGAAUAUUUUUUGUCAGUGAUAUCCCUUCUUUUUCUUACUAGUGUUCAGUUUUUGUUUUCCAUACAAAUAUUUUCCAUUAGCAUUCAAUAUCUAUUCAUUCAUCCUGAUGUUUAUUUGGGUGAAUUAUUUUCCAAUUCCUAUCCUCCCUACCCUACAUAUAACUGUACUCAUUUAAAUAUGAUUACAGAAAACUUAUUUUAGUAAUGAAUUAACAAUUGUUGUGAAAAACUGUUGAGAAAAAAAUUUUUUUUGGGAAGACAGUUUACAUAUACGUACAUGUGUAGUGAUAUAUUCAUAUAUAGAUAUUUUAGGGAAUUCCUUGAAACCAAGGAAACAAUCAAGUUCUAUCAUUUUGUUUUCUUUGACAUAUUGUUUAGUUGACUUACUUUUCAAUCAACUUUUUUUAAACUUGAAAGAUAUAUUUUGAAAAUAAUCGGUUUAAUGAAUUGGAAGAAAUGACAAUGUUACUUGAACACCUUUUUUUAAUGUUUUUUUUCAAGAUGUUUAUCUCUGGAUUUGAAAAAUACACAUUCUUAAUAGAUUAGUGUGUGCGUGUGUGCAUUGGUUGAGUUUAAAUAUAAAUAUAUAUAGAUGUACACAUUAUUUGUGUGUAUAUGUAUUUGUGUGAUUUAAUUAACCUAUCGAAUCAAAAUGAUUAAAACAUAAGAUAUAAAUUUAACCAAGAGUCUUAUGAUGGUUCAUCGUUCAUGAUUCAAUGUGCAAUAUUUGGAUUGUUCAAACUGAUUACAGAAAAAUAGAAACAAUCUAGGCCAAAAACAAACAAUCUAAUAAAAUCCUUAUUUUAUGCUUCAUUAAUUUCAUUUAUUAUUUUGUUGUUGUUUCCAUUCAUUUUUUUCUCUUUUUUUUCUUUUUAAUUUUAACUUUUAUUUCAAGUGAAAAAAAUGUGUUUGUUUGAUUGGGUUUCUUUUUUUUUUCUAAAAAAAAAAACAAGUUUGUGCUUUCAAAAAAACAAAGAGAAUGACAAUUAAUUGUAAGAAAAUAAACAAGCAAUCGAUUUCUUUUUUGGUUUCCUAGAAUUCUGUGAAGUAUUGUUUUCCAUCAUAUAUUUUGAACGAUAUAAAAUGUUUUUUGUUUGUUUGUUUGUUUAAAAGACUAUGAUUACAUAAUAGUAUUUUAGUAGCAAGAUUUGCAAAAGUUAUAAUCAGUAGUAUUGUUAUGUGAAAUUAUAAUUAGUAGAUAUAACAAUGAAUCAUAUAUUGUAAUAUGUUCCACUUAUUUUUGUUUUUAAGUGCAAAAAGAUCAUAGCACAAAUUAGUUUUAAUGAUAAUUCACAUUAUUUUCUUUCUUUUUCAAAUUGUUGCUUAGAUGUACUUUUGAAUAUGAGUGUAUGUGUAAGUGUGUAUGUGUUAGCUUAUUGAUAGCAUGUAUGUGUAUGCAUUUAUGGUAAUAAUAUACGUAUGCUUUUUACAGUGCAUUCGAAACAUUCACCUGAAAUGUUAACUUUUUUAAAUAAUAUGUUGUGUGUGUGUGUGUGUGCAAACGAGUACUUUGAUGACUUGAACAAUUUGUGACAAAACAAAUCAAUAGAUACUGUGACAAAUAAAACGUAAACCAUGGAGACAUUUAUCAUUUGAGUAUUUUUUUUUCUCUCCUUCAAAUAUUAACUAAAUUUUAAUAAAUAUUGAAAAAAAAGUAUAUUUGUAAUUUUGUGUGUUUUUGUGAAAAUAUAUGAUUUUGAAUGCCAAAUCU